This is a messenger RNA of Zingiber officinale, 1768 nucleotides long. Its product is annotated as calcium-dependent protein kinase 32-like. Gene Ontology annotation, molecular function: ATP binding; calmodulin binding; calcium-dependent protein serine/threonine kinase activity. Gene Ontology annotation, biological process: intracellular signal transduction; protein autophosphorylation; peptidyl-serine phosphorylation. NCBI's taxonomy places the organism in Eukaryota, Viridiplantae, Streptophyta, Magnoliopsida, Zingiberales, Zingiberaceae. Gene Ontology annotation, cellular component: cytoplasm; nucleus. The coding region runs from base 890 to 1372 and encodes 160 amino acids. The transcript has 9 exons. The record is from RefSeq and is a predicted model, not a curated record.
CGCGCGACCAUCUCUCUCGCGAUAACCUAAACCGAAACCUAAACCUCCGACCAUCCGACCAUCUCUCUCAGCCUAAACCUAAACCUCCGACCAUCUUUCUCAGCCUCAUCUCCCUCUUCCCCUUCUUGAAUCUCUGCCCCUUCUUAAUCGUCUGAUUGCUAAAGGUUGAGGAUGGGGUUUGGGGUUAACCUCUCUGUAAAGCGCCGAAGCCUUUUCUUUUCCCCCGACUUUCUCCUCUGUUCUUCCUCUGCUUCUCGCGACUUCGGACUUCACGCGACCGAGACCGGCGAUUUCUUCUUCUCUCGGUGGCGCCGGCGAAGAGCGGACCUUGGAGCGUUGAGAGGAAGAGAGGUUAGUUACAGCCGAACCUUCUUUCUCCCCGAUCCCUUCCUCCCUUCUCUGAUCUCGGUGAACAACGGCGACGGAUCUCGAUCGGUGGAUUUCACCGGAGAGGAGGACGAACGUUUGCCGGAAUGGAGGUUACAACAAAUGCCUUCGCUAAGAAAAGAGUUGGAAAAGUGAGGGAUUUAAGCUCUUCGGUUACUUCUAUAUUUUUUUACUCUUUAGGCACAUCUCUGUCCCACGAGUUCUAUUGCUUUCUAUGGGUUUGCCCCUUUUUUAGUUUUCCUGGGACGAGAGAUCAGAAAUCAUUAUUUUUGGAUCUUUGUAAUAAUUAACUUUCUUGUUUUGAGGUAGGCGUUCUUCGAUACUUUUGAAUUUUAUCUUGGUUGAUAAAGGCAAGUAUCUCUUCAUUUUGAUAAGAAUUCUAGUGUACGAGUUGCAGGGCUUGCAUUAGGAAUUUAGGAUAUGUUGCUUAGAAUAACUCUUUUGGUCCUUCUUCUUCAUGAGGCUGCAGCUGCAAAUCUUCCUGCAAAAUGGCAGACCUUGAAUGGAGUGCCACAAGAAUGGAGUUAUGCACCGGGAUCUUAAACCUGAGAACUUCUUGUUUGGGAACAAAAGGGAAAAUGCCCCAUUGAAGACGAUUGACUUCGGGUUGUCUGUGUUUUUCAGACCUGUUGGUCGUCUUACAGAUGCCCACUUUCUACCUACAAUUACUCAUGGAAAAGGUGAGCGCUUUAACGAAAUUGUCGGCAGUCCUUAUUACAUGGCACCAGAGGUUCUAAAGAGAAAUUAUGGGCCUGAAGUUGAUGUCUGGAGUGCAGGUGUUAUCUUAUACAUCCUUCUUUGUGGGGUGCCUCCAUUUUGGGCAGAAACUGAACAAGGUGUUGCCCAAGCAAUUCUUCGUUCUAACGUAGAUUUUAAAAGAGAACCAUGGCCAAAGGUUUCUGAUAGCGCUAAAGACCUUGUGAGGCAUAUGCGUGAGCCAGAUCCUAAGAAGAGGUUGACUGCUCAGCAAGUUCUUGUAAUAUGAUGAGUGUUGUUGCAUCAUUCUAUAAGGCAAUUUUAGCAGUUACAACAGGGAUAUUUGUGCCCUUCAACAACUUGGCUAUUAUAUACAAGCAACAGUUGGCGAGGGUUCUUUCUGCGACAGCGGCAGCACAAAAGGCUGCAGUCUCAGUGGAAAAGGCGCCUGUUGAUGCUGGUGGUUUCAAGCUAUGUCACUCUUGGAUCGUUCAGCUGGGAUCAAGACAAUGACAAGAUAAAGAGAACUUAUUGGUAACCAAGGACUUUGUGAAGAUAGCAAAUUUUGGCCUUGCUCGUGAAGUUCAUUCGAAGCCACCAUUCACAGAAUAGGUUUCAACACGCUGUUUACAAAUCUCAAGUACUCCAGAGUUGAAAUUGAUGAAAUGCAGUUCGAGUGGGCUGA